AACAGCCGUUAUUAUUACUCCGACGCCGCUGGCUUUUUACAUCAUUCAGUAAACACAGCUCUCUAAAAUGAGCUCGUAGGAAGCCAGGACUAUUUGAUCUGAAGAAUCAAGAAAACUACCUCUUCAUGUGUUUUCUGAGGGGAUAAUGAUGGCAGGCAGGGGCAGGCUGGUGCCCUGUCUGUGUUUGGGGCUGUUCGGUGUCCUCUGCUGGGUCUGGGUCUCCUUUGCUUCCUUUCCAGAUGAGCAGCUUCCCCUCGAGGCCUUGGAUGCAGUGGACCGAGCAGCCUUUCAGCCCCAGAGCGCUCUAUCAGAGAUGGAGUUUGCCUCCAUCCGCUCAUACACAGGACCUGGCAACGCUGACCGCCGCAGCAACAAAGAGUUGCCCAUUCUCCUCUGGUGGAGCAGCGGAUUGUUCCCACAUUUUCCUGGAGAUACUGAACGCAUCGACUGUGCCACAUCUUCUUGCCUGGUCACCAGCAACCGCAAGGUCCAGCAGUACAAACGGACAGCAUCCAUCAUCUUUUAUGGAACGGACUUCAGGGCAUAUGAGGCCCCACUGCCCCGUCUCCGCCACCAGACCUGGGCUCUGUUCCAUGAAGAGUCACCCAUGAAUAACUACUUCCUCUCCCAUGGCCCGGGAAUCAGGCUGUUCAACUACACGGCCACGUUUCGCAGGGAGUCAGACUAUCCAUUGACCCUGCAGUGGCUGCCCUCUCUGGACUACCUGCUAGAGCCUGUGGCUGUCAGUCUGGAGGAGAAAAAUCGUCUGAGGAGGGAGGGUCUGGCUCCUGUGCUCUACAUGCAGUCUCACUGCGAUGUGCCAUCAGACAGAAAUAGAUAUGUCCAGGAGCUUAUGAAGUACAUUCAGGUGGACUCUUACGGGAAAUGUCUGAACAACAAAGCUUUGCCUGAACAUCUGGAGGACACGGCCACAGCUACUGGUGAAGACCGUGGCUUCAUGACUUUUGUUGCCCGCUACAAGUUUCACCUGGCUCUGGAGAAUGGCCUGUGUCCAGAUUACAUGACAGAGAAGUUGUGGCGGCCCCUCCAUCAGGGCUGUGUGCCCGUCUAUCGAGGCUCAGCUCUUGUGGCAGACUGGAUGCCCAACGAUCACUCAGUUGUCAUUAUAGAUAAGUUCCCCUCUCCCAAAGCUCUAGCUGACUUUCUUAAACACCUUGAUGAGAAUGAUGAUGAAUACACAAAAUAUUUAGAGUUUAAGAACAUCAAAAGUAUAACAAACGCUCGUUUGCUGGAGGUUCUGGAGACCCGUGAGUGGGGGGUUAACGACAUGAGUAAACCUAACUACUUGAAUGGAUUUGAAUGUUACGUGUGUGAUCAGGAGAAUGCAAGACUGACAGCAGAACGAGCAUAUAGAAGAGCACCUAUGAAGAACACGCCUCCUCAGCCAAAAAUGGCCAACAACUCUCACAUGGGGUGCCCCCUGCCCAGCCCAGGGUAUGGAGAUGUCCAAGACUUACCUGCAGAUGAUGGAUGGUUGCAAAUAUGGCCGCAGGAUUACUGGCAGAGCCUGGACCAAGCGGAGGGGCUGGAGUCACUGAUAAGACAUAACGAGUCAGACCCUUCACUCCUGUGGAAGCACAUCCAAAACAUUGCUGUGAGCAGAGCCAGAGGAAAACACUGACACAGGCCGAGAAACAAACAGAUGAUGGAGCACAUCCAGGAUUACAGGGGUGCCCCAUAUUUUGCAUCCCCCUCUGUUUAAAUGAGGGGGAUGAAGCAGAAGUGACUCAUAUUUCUGCACCUGAGCCAAACCCCUUUUACCCCCACCAGCAGUUUAGUUACACUCUAACAGAUUUUGACAUUAUAUUCAGAUGACAUGAUAGGUUCGUCCUUUAUACCAGGCUCAGUAAUGGGAAAAUAAUAUUGUAGAGUUAUAUUUUCAAGUUGUUUUAUUGCUGCGACAGACGGGCCAUCGUUGCUCGUGUUCUGCUUUGCAUUGUUAACAUUAACUGCAUGCUGAGCAGUUGUUCCACUAAGGCACAUUCUCAUGGGAGGCAGCUUUUCAUUGGACUGGGGCAGAGCCAAAGAUUUGUCCUCGGAGAGGGAGCUCUGCCUAACUGCGUGUGAAGACCAUCAAGACAGUGGCCAUUGAGCUACAUUAGCUUCUUUACAGUUAAUCUGUAAGUCACUAAUGGUUAUGAGCUAGAGUGCCAUAUAAGUACACAGCUUUUUAAGUGUCUAUGCAAGGAAAAUGUCAUUUCAGGCGGAGAGGAGACAGAAAAAUGUAAAGAUAAGGACAACUCCCUGUGGACAAUCUUUAUGCAUUUGUAAUGUGCUCAGGACCUGUUCAUGUGACACUUUAUAACAUUGCCCAUAACUGUUUUAUGUUACAUGAUUCUGAUCAUGUUCAUGUGCAAUAACUUUUUUAUUAUGGUGUUUAAAAUGUGUUACUGCUCAAGACUUUGUCGCUGCAUUUCCACCAAGCAGUCUAGUUCUGAUCAGAUAAGUACAACACACAAUUAGUUGCAUUAAAUUUUAGGAAAGGUACAAAAAUAACUAACCUGUUCUCUCCUACCUCUCUGGCACCCCUCUGUUUGAUCUUACCUACAAUAUUUAUACCCCCAGUGCGGGCUGUGGCUCUUGCAAAGGUAUUUUUUCCAAAAUUUGGCUCUUUGCGCAGGGUUGAGUAACACUGUCUUAGGGUGAUGGUUAAGUUGACAUCUCAAUUUAGGAAAAGUUUUGAGCUGUAGCAAUGUGCUGUUUGUUACCAAGCUGGAGUCUGAUAUCUAUGUGAAUAACGGGCCAGUUUCCCUUUUUUUUUUCCAGUUUUUGUUGUUUAAUAGACAUAAAAAGCCAUAAUGGUACCAAAUGAAGAGCCUAUUUGGAGCUGAAAGAGCGAUCCUUAUCACUGAUCCAGUUCUCUAAAACAGACAGGGUUUUCUUCCCUUGGAGCCAGUCUGGA
This is a messenger RNA of Cheilinus undulatus (humphead wrasse), 2923 nucleotides long. RefSeq names its product fucosyltransferase 11 (alpha (1,3) fucosyltransferase) (gene pofut4). NCBI's taxonomy places the organism in Eukaryota, Metazoa, Chordata, Actinopteri, Labriformes, Labridae. Gene Ontology annotation, cellular component: Golgi membrane. Gene Ontology annotation, molecular function: alpha-(1->3)-fucosyltransferase activity. The record is from RefSeq and is a predicted model, not a curated record. The transcript has 5 exons. The coding region runs from base 146 to 1642 and encodes 498 amino acids.